Messenger RNA from Racocetra persica, 187 nucleotides. The record is from the annotation of a GenBank genome assembly. Lineage: Eukaryota; Fungi; Glomeromycota; Glomeromycetes; Diversisporales; Gigasporaceae.
AUCUUUUAGCUAAAAAUAACCUAGUAGUUCAAGAAUUAUCAAAUAAUAUCGAAGAAUAUAUCCAAAUGAUUGACCAACCAGCCAUGACAGAGGACGUACUAAUAGAUGAAAAGGCUGUUGAGGCGUUAGAGAAAGUUAUAAGAUACCAAGAGGGCUUCAACAUUAAAAAAGGAUUUGAUAAGAAUAG